This is a messenger RNA of Pyrus x bretschneideri (Chinese white pear), 683 nucleotides long. RefSeq lists its product as uncharacterized. The record is from RefSeq and is a predicted model, not a curated record. Lineage: Eukaryota; Viridiplantae; Streptophyta; Magnoliopsida; Rosales; Rosaceae. The transcript has 3 exons. The coding region runs from base 191 to 448 and encodes 85 amino acids.
AAGUACCAAACACGUGGGCCUUGAAAGCCUCAAAGAAAUUUGGACAUUUGGGCCUUAAAAGCCCUUAACGCUGAGACUGAGCAGGCAAACGCAGCUCUUUGUCAUCUUCUUCUUCUUCUUCCCCUGAAUCGAACUCCACAACCCUUUCACUCAGAUAGAGAGAGAGAGAGGAGAGUAUCUGUGAUCGAGCAUGGGAGGAGGUGAGCACGCACACGGAGAUGGAGCGCACGGCGGCGAUUUCAGGGCCAAGGUGUGGAGUAUGAGUGGUGGACCGUACUGUAGGCCCAAGCACUGGAAGCGCAACACCGCCAUCGCCAUGGCCGGCAUCUUCCUUGUCUGUAUUCCUAUCGCCAUGAAAUCUGCCGAGCUCGAGCAACGGCCACAUAAUCCUGUUCGCCCGAUUCCUUCACAACUCUGGUGCAAGAACUUUGGAAAGAAAGAUUACUGAGUUUAUUUAGGACCAUCCGGUGAAAGAAGUACCUGUGGAGGUUAGGUAUCUAAUUCUUCCGGAAUGCGAAUUAUUCCUUGUAGAUGUUUGUGGAGAAUAUGAGCUGCCUUUUAAGACAUUUGUGCUCAUGUUUCCAUAGCAUUGAGUCCAUGACUCAUUGUUUGUGAGGAAUUUGCUUGCUAAACUAUCAAUCACCAUAAUAAAUUGUCGACUCCUUUUGUGGCGAUUCAUUGAA